Molecule: messenger RNA, 915 nt
Organism: Procambarus clarkii (red swamp crayfish)
Lineage: Eukaryota; Metazoa; Arthropoda; Malacostraca; Decapoda; Cambaridae
Source: RefSeq, a predicted model, not a curated record
AUGCUCUUCUUCCCUCAUGCUAAAAGGAAAAUUGUUGGUGGCGACCUACGAAGUAACAGGGAUGAUUGUGGCGACCCACGAACUGUCAGGGAUGAUUGUGGCGACCCACGAACUGUCAGGGAUGAUUGUGGCGACCCACGAACUGUCAGGGAUGAUUGUGGCGACCCACGAACUGUCAGGGAUGAUUGUGGCGACCCACGAACUGUCAGGGAUGAUUGUGACGACCGACGAACUGUCAGGGAUGAUUGUGGCGACCCACGAACUGUCACUGAUGAUUGUGACGACCCACGAACUGUCAGGGAUGAUUGUGGCGACCUACGAACUAUCACUGAUGAUUGUGACGACCCACGAACUGUUAGGGAUGAUUGUGGCGACCCACGAACUAUCACUAAUGAUUGUGACGACCCACGAACCAUCACUGAUGAUUGUGACGACCCACGAACUAUCACUGAUGAUUGUGACGACCCACGAACAGUCAGGGAUGAUUGUGGUGACCCACGAACUAUCACUGAUGAUUGUGACGACCCACGAACUGUUAGGGAUGAUUGUGGCGACCCACGAACUAUCACUAAUGAUUGUGACGACCCACGAACUAUCACUGAUGAUUGUGACGACCCACGAACAGUCAGGGAUGAUUGUGGUGACCCACGAACUAUCACUGAUGAUUGUGACGACCCACGAACUGUUAGGGAUGAUUGUGGCGACCCACGAACUAUCACUGAUGAUUGUGGCGACCCACGAACUAUCACUAAUGAUUGUGACGACCCACGUACCAUCACUAAUGAUUGUGGCGACCCACGAACCAUCAGUGAUGAUUGUGACGACCCACGACCCACGGAGGGUUUUAUCUCCUCAGCACUGAUGUGUAAGCCAGGGCCCAAGAGCUCUACCCCAACCCCCGAUAAUUACCACUAG